Molecule: messenger RNA, 8596 nt
Organism: Coregonus sp. 'balchen'
Lineage: Eukaryota; Metazoa; Chordata; Actinopteri; Salmoniformes; Salmonidae
Source: the annotation of a GenBank genome assembly
UCAUUCUUUUUUUAUGUCAUUGCAGGACAUUCAACUACAUCCUGAGAGAGCUGCCCAAAGUACCCACUCAUGUUCCAGUGUGUGUCCUAGGUAACCACAGGGACAUGGGUGACCACCGUGUCAUUCUACCUGAUGACAUCCGCCAGGUUAUCGCUAAUCUGAAUAGGUAGUGAAUUUAACUCUCUGUUUUAGUCUUAUUAGGGUUGCAAAGUUGUGAUAACAUUACCAAAAUGUCCUGAUUUUCCUGAAAUCCCGGUUGGAAUAUUCCUGCAAUCAAGAGGGAAUAAGCACAAAAUCCUGAACCGUCCCCCCCCCCCCAACCAAGAUUUUAAAAACACUUCGGAAUUGGGGUAAAGUUAACAGAAUUUUGCUAUGAUUAAUGUGUCCAUAUACUUGACUGAUGGUUUCUAUGGUUUCUUGCAGACCCAUGGGUUCUUCUUAUAUUCACUACGCUGAAGCCUCUAUGAAGAAUGGAUUUGGUUUGAAAUAUUUACAUAGAUUUUUCAACAUUCCUUUCCUGCAACUUCAGGUUAGUUCUAGCUUAGACUACAUUGUAUUGUGAAAUGUAUAGCUUUGCUAUUGUCAUAACCUUCUUAUGAAUUUCAUGAAGGUCGGAAAAUGUGAUCAGCAAUACCACAGACAAACCCUGUGAAAGGGUUUCUCCUUUCUUUUGAAAGGAGUGUUAGUGCUCUGGUUCAUGGUCAGUCAUUUCCAGCCCUCCCCGUUGAUCUCUACAGAGGGAGACUCUGUUACGGCAGCUCGAGACCAACCAGUUAGACAUGGACGCCACUCUGGAGGAGCUCACCGUGCAGCAGGAGACUGAGGAUCAAAACUAUGAAAUGUAAUGUGAUAUUUUCCCUCUCUAUCAGUUUGUUUGGCAUGUACAGCAAUAUUUUCACUCAGAUUGCAUCAGUGUGUUUGUUUUGAUCAUUAACACUUGUAGACACAUGUUUCUUACUUUCUUCAUGCAGCACUGAUUUGCCAAUACUAACAGCACAGCACCCAUUGUUUUACAGUUUCUUGGAGAACAUAGAGACCCGCAGUAAAGGCUAUGGUUCUCCUGGUCCAGCCAACGGCCAGAGCCCCUCCUCGGGCUCCCAGUCCCCUAUCGUCCCUCCAAGUGGGGCCUCCACUGGCAAUUCUAGCCCUAGUACCCCUCAUCAGCCACCCAUCGCUGCCCAGGUCCCCGGCCUCCAGGCGCCCUCGCCCUCGCCCUCUCCUCCGCCUCCUGCCCUGCCAGCUGGGAUGGUUUCCGCCACAGCUGAGCUUCAGUCCCCAACUCUGACACAGGCUCAGAGUCCUGAGCAUCCUGGACCAUCACCGUCUCCCCCAGCCUCGGCCCCUGCCCAGGCCCCGCCUCCUCAGAAACGUGGCCUGAUCUCACGCCUCUUUGGCUCCGCCCCCGCCCCAGAGGUGCCUGCCGCCAUGCCAGGUGAGUCUGGUUGGUGCUUCAGUGUUCCGCUACUCCGUUAUAGCAAAGACGAAUGGCUAAAAGGAGCAGGUGGCUGGGGAGUGCUGGCGAUCACCUGUAUGGUGUGGCAAUUCAACAUGUAGAAUCGUCAGGAAAUAAACAAAAAAUGAUGGCCAAUGUUCUGGUCAGAGGCGAUAGGACGGCCACCCACUGAUUUUAACCGUUUGUCGUCGGUCUGUUUUGUCCUAUAUUUUAUCCUAAAUGCCUGGAAAAGGACUAGACUAUGCAUGUUAUACACAUGAGUGUAUUCGACCAGAAAGUAGUCACAUGAUAUCUUCUUGAAUUAUUGGAUUUCUGUGAAGUACUUGUAAGGAUCACUGGCCUGCCUGGCACUGGAACAUCAUGUGAGGGAAAGGAUUUUUAAAACUAAAUUAAUUAAGUUAGCAUGCUAGAACCUUCUACAGUUGAAGUCGGAAGUUUACGUACACUUAGGUUGGAGUCAUUAAAACUCGUUUUUCAACCACUCCACAAAUUUCUUGUUAACAAACUAUAGUUUUGGCAAGUCGGUUAGGACAUCUACUUUGUGCUUGACACAAGUAAUUUUUCCAACAAUUGUUUACAGACAGAUUAUUUCACUUAUAAUUCACUGUAUCACAAUUCCAGUGGGUCAGACGUUUACAUACACUAAGUUGACAUGUGGCUUGGAAAAUUCCAGAAAAUUAUGUCAUGGCUUUAGAAGCUUCUGAUAGGCUAAUUGACAUCAUUUGAGUCAAUUGGAGGUGUACCUGUGGAUGUAUUUCAAGGCCUACCUUCAAACAGUGCCUCUUUGCUUGACAUCAUGGGAAAAUCAAAAGAAAUCAACCAAGACCUCAGAAAAUAAAUUGUAGACCUCCACAAGUCUGGUUCAUCCUUGGGAGCAAUUUCCAAACGUCUGAAGGUACCACGUUCAUCUGUAUAAACAAUAGUACGCAAGUAUAAACACCAUGGGACCACGCAGCCGUCAUACCGCUCAGGAAGGAGGCGCAUUCUGUCUCCUAGAGAUGAAUGUACUUUGGUGCGGAAAGUGCAAAUCAAUCCCAGAACAACAGCAAAGGACCUUGUGAAGAUGCUGGAGGAAACAGGUACAAAAGUAUCUAUAUCCACAGUAAAACAAGUCCUAUAUCGACAUAACCUGAAAGGCUGCUCAGCCAGGAAGAAGCCACUGCUCCAAAAACGCCAUAAAAAAGCCAGACUACGGUUUGCAACUGCACAUGGGGACAAAGAUCGUACGUUUUGGAGAAAUGUCCUCUGGUCUGAUUAAACAAAAAUAGAACUGUUUGGCCAUAAUGACAAUCGUUAUAUUUGGAGGAAAAAGGGGGGCUUGCAAGCCGAAGAACACCAUCCCAACCGUGAAGCACGGGGGUGGCAGCAUCAUGCUGUGGGGGUGCUUUGCUGCAGGAGGGACUGGUGCACUUCACAAAAUAGAUGGCAUCAUGAGGAAGGGAAAUUAUGUGGAUAUAUUGAAGCAACAUCUCAAGACAUCAGUCAGGAAGUUAAAGCUUGGUCGCAAAUGGGUCUUCCAAAUUGACAAUGACCCCAAGCAUACUUCCAAAGUUGUGGCAAAAUGGCUUAAGGACAACAAAGUCAAGGUAUUGGAGUGGCCAUCACAAAGCCCUGACCUCAAUCCUAUAGAAAAUGUGUGGGCAGAACUGAAAAAGCGUGUGCGAGCAAGGAGUCCUACAAACCUGAAUCAGUUACACCAGCUCUGUCAGGAGGAAUGGGCCAACAUUCACCCAACUUAUUGUGGGAAGCUUGUGGAAGGCUACCCGAAACGUUUGACCUAAGUUAAACAAUUUAAUGGCAAUGCUACUAAAUACUAAUUGAGUGUAUGUAAACUUCUGACCCACUGGGAAUGUGAUGAAAUAAAUAAAAGCUGAAAUAAAUAAUUCUCUCUACUAUUAUUCUGACAUUUCACAUUCUUAAAAUAAAGUGGUGAUCCUAACUGACCUAAAACAGGGAAUUUGUACUAGGAUUAAAUGUCAGGAAUUGUGAAAAACAGAGUUUAAAUGUAUUUCGCUAAGGUGUAUGUAAACUUCUGACUUCAACUGUAUGUGGUUAACGCCAGACUCUUUUGGCAGUUUUACAAAACAACACUUUAUAUUGAGGGAAGUAACUCAUUGAUCUUUUAACUCAAUAGAGUUAAGAAGAAAGGGUUUAAUUUGCCUAUUUUCCCUCCACAUCAAGACAGUCACACUUACAUUAUGCUUGGUUGUUUUCAUGUAAACCAUCAUGUUGAGAUGAGGAAGGCCUAAUACUGUACAAUAUCAUUGUAAGUAAGUCUAUGCUGUUGAUUAAUAACUAAGGAUGAGUCCCAAUUGGCACCCUGUUCCCUAUAUAGUGCAAUACUUUUGAACAGGGUCAAAACACACAGUAGUGCACUAUAAAAAUAGGUUGCCAUUUGGAACACAUCAAAGGCUCUUCUGAUCACUGCUGUCUGUCUUCAGAGCCGGAGCCUGCCCCCGUGUGUCCUGCUAACGUUCAGAGUGUGGAUGACUUUGUGCCAGAUGAGGGUCUGGAUAAAAGCUUCCUGGAGGACAGCCUUCCCUCUAAAGUCAAGGUUCCCCAACCUGCACUGGAAAGUGACAGGUAAGUAGUAUUAGAGUAGGGGUUCUUACUUUCACAGAUGAGAACGUAUCCCUGGAUGCGUCUCAAAUGGCACCCUAUUCACAUAGGGCUCUGGUAAAAAUGAGUGCACUAUAUAAUAUGGUGACAUUUGGGACGUGGUCUGUAUUGCCACUAGGUUUAUUUCUUUCCCUGCUGGAAAACAUGCUCUAUGUUUACAGCACACAGUACCAUCUGCAGCAGGCCAUCUGUGGUGAGAGUUUUCAGAUGGCUCUAUUUAUUCAAUGCUUCCAUUGAAUAAAUUGUGGAAGGAGAGGAUUCAAGAAUCGCAAACAGUGCUUCAUUUAAUAGAUAGUUGUUAUUUUAUACGUUCUAGGGGGUAGAACCAAAGAGUAUUCCAGCAUUCUCUCAUUUUUGUAGAAUUUCAUCUGAAGUUUCUAUUGAAGUUCCAUAUUUUGUGUCGUCUUAUAUUAAAGUACCAUAUAUAUAUAUAUAUAUACAUACAGUACCAGUCAAAAGUUUGGACACACCUACUCAUUCAAGGGUGUUUCUUUAUUUUUACUAUUUUCUACAUUGUAGAAUAAGAGGGAAGACAUCAAAACUAUGAAAUAACACAUAUGGAAUCAUGUAGUAACCAAAAAAGUGUUAAACAAAUCAAAAUAUAUUUUAUAUUUGAGAUUCUUCAAAUAGCCACCCUUUGCCAUGAUGACAGCUUUGCACACUCUUGGCAUUCUCUCAACCUGUUUCACCUGGAAUGCUUUUCCAACAGUCUUGAAGGAGUUCCCACAUAUGCUUAGCACUUGUUGGCUGCUUUUCCUUCACUCUGCCGUCCAACUCAUCCCAAACCGUCUCAAUUAGGUUGAGGUCGGGGAAUUGUGGAGGCCAGGUCAUCUGAUGCAGCACUCCCUCUCCUUCUUGGUAAAAUAGCCCUUACACAGCCUGAAGGUGUGUUGGGUCAUUGUCCUGUUGAAAAACAAAUGAUAGUCCCACUAAGCCCAAACCAGAUGGGAUGGCGUAUCGCUGCAGAAUGCUGUGGUAGCCAUGCUGGUUAAGUGUCCCUUGAAUUCUAAAUAAAUCACUGACAGUGUCACCAGCAAAGCACCCCCACACCAUCACACCUCCUCCUCCAUGCUUUACGGUGGGAAAUACACAUGCGGAGAUCAUCCGUUCACCCACACGGUGUCCCACAAAGACAUGGCGGUUGAAACCAAAAAUCUCCAAUUUGGACUCCAGACCAAAGGACAGAUUUCCACCGGUCUAAUGUCCAUUGCUUGUGUUUCUUGGCCCAAACUAGUCUCUUCUUAUUAUUGAUGUCCUUUAGUUGUGGUUUCUUUGCAGCAAUUCAACCAUGAAGGCCUGAUUCACACACACUGUCUCCUCUGAACAGUUGAUGUUGAGAUGUGUCUGUUACUUGAACUCUGUGAAGCAUUUAUUUGGGCUGCAAUUUCUGAGGCUGGUACCUAAUGAACUUAUCCUCUGCAGCAGAAGUAACUCUGGGUCUUCCAUUCCUGUGGCGGUCCUCAUGAGAGCCAGUUUCAUUAUAGUGCUUGAUGGUUUUUGCGACUGUACUUGAAGAAACUUUCAAAGUUCUUGGCAUUUUCUGUAUUGACUGACCUUCAUGUCUUAAAGUAAUGAUGGACUGUCGUUUCUCUUUGCUUAUUUGAGCUGUACUUGCCAUAAUAUGGACUUGGUCUUUUACCAAAUUGGGCUAUCUUCUGUAUACCCACCCCUACCUUGUCACAACACAACUGAUUGGCUCAAACGCAUUAAGAAGGAAUUCGACAAAUUAACUUUUAAGAAGGCACACCUAUUAAUUGAAAUGCAUUCCAGGUGACUACCUCAAUAAGCUGGUUGAGAGAAUGCCAAGAGUGUGCAAAGCUAUUUGAAGAAUCUCAAAUAAAAAAUAUAUUUUGAUUUGUUUAACGCUUUUUUGGUUACUACAUGAUUCCAUAUGUGUUAUUUCAUAGUUUUGAUGUCUUCACUAUUAUUCUACAAUGUAAAAAUAAAGAAAAACCCUUGAAUGAGUAGGUGUUCCAAAACUUGUGACCGGUAGUCUAUAUACUGUAUUUAUUAUUAUUAUUAUUAUUAUUAUAAUUAUUAUUAUGAUCAUCUAUUAAAGUGAUGGAGAGGACAGAGGGAACCCCAUGGUGGCAGGUUAUCAGGAUGAGUUAGACCCAGAUGACAAGGAGCUGCCCCUGCCCAACACCCUGGGCCUUCUCACCAGUAAAGACUUCACUAUGUCUAGCGAUGAGGAGGAGGUGGAAGCACAGCCCCCACCACCAUCACCACUAGUACCUGCUGUCACUCAGGUUGACCACUUCGACCUUGACAGUGAUUCAGAGCUGAAACAGUAAGCCUCUUAUAUCCAGCAUAUCCGUUAAUGUAAUGUAGUCUUAUCAAGAGUAAACCAUUUCAGUUUAAGUAACUUUAGUUAUAUUUAGAAUUAUAUAAACUCAUAUCUAGUUGUUUAUUUCUUUUUUUGUCAUCUGUUUUAGAAACUCAUUUUUAUCAUAUACAUUAAUAGAUGACUCUUGUCAUCAAGAGUAAAACAGCAAGUAGCUUAGUGGUUAAGAGCGUUGUGCCAGUAACUGAAAGGUUGCUGGUUCUAAUGCCCGAGCCGACUAGGUGAAAAAUCUGUCGAUGUGCCCUUGAGCAAGGCACUUAACCCUAAUUGCUCCUGUAAGUCGCUCUGGAUAAGGGCGUCUGCUAAAUGACUAAAAUGUAAAUGUAAUGUUUUUGUACUCUGUUUUAGACUGGGCACUGAGUCCAUAAUGCCCCAUGCCAUGGAGCCCCAAGCUCCGGAGCCUUUGGCACCUGCUGACCAACUCUUGGAGAACACUGUCCCCCAGGUGGCUGAGCCCAUCACCCUCACCCUGACCUCUGCACCUGCAGUAGCCCUGGAGCAGCCAGGCCCACCCAGAGGGAAAAACGGAGGAACCCCUGGGGCAGACUCGGACUCUGACCCAGGGGCCCCUGUUGCUGAACAGAUGCUCUCCUUCGUCAUGGAUGAUCUUGACUUUGAGUCUGAGGAGGAGGCAGUCAUCCAGAAGAUAACUAAGGUAGCUAGGUCAAAAGGAUGUUAGUUAGGGUUGUAGGCUACAAGUCAUCAUAGUUAGAUUGAGUAGUCAACCUAUAGAAAUUACUUUCCUGGUCAAAUAUGUAGUGCUGCAUUUGUGAAAUAUCCAAUAAAUUUUCAAUAUAUUAUUUGAUGGACCUUUUUGGUUUGGAUGCAUGGUUACAAUGUAUAUUGGUAUUUGUGAUAGUUUGGACUUAUUUCCCUCUGCAUCCAUCCACAGGAGGUUUUCCCAGUCAGGGAUGAAGUACUGUCUGAUCUGGAGCUGUCAGAUGAUGACAUCCCUCCAGCCACGCUGAUCCCAGAGCCUCUGAAGCCCACACCGGUCCUGAAGCCCUCCUUUAAGAGCAAGAAUGAGACAGACCUGUUUGGCUUGGGCUUUAAGGAGGAAGAAGCCCCCAAAGCCAAGGACAGCAGUGAGGACCAAGAAGGCAAGUCCACUACCACAAAUCUAUAGAGAACAGGGUCGCAUUCAUUAGUGCAUACUGUAUUUAAAAGUUUUGCAAUGUAAAACAAAAACAAUUGUUUAUUUUUGGACAAGAGUUUAGAUAGUCCUUCUCUGAUUCAAUCCGUUUUCUUUCGUUUGGCGUCUAGUGAAUACAUCCAUGUACCAUAGAAUAGUAUCCUAGCACAUGACAGAGAACCGUACCAAAGCGUAUCACAUAAAACCAAAUUACAUUGUAUUAAUUAAUUUCUCAAAUUAUAUAAAUUGCUUUUCAGAGAAGGAAAGCAAACAUUCCUCAAAAGAAAAGAAGAAAAAGAAGAAGAAAAGCAAAGAAGUAAGGGAGUGGAUGUCUUUUCAGAUGGCGGUCUUGUCAAGUGAAUGGAUGAGUGUUUAUACAGGAUAGUGGACAUACAUUUUAAAAACAGAAAUACGAGAUUCUGUAAAAAUAAUUCUGCCUUUUUUCUUAGGAGGAUGAGAAGAGCAGCAAGAAGAAGCAUAAAAAGGACAAGAAGAAGGAGAAAGAUGAGACCGGAACAGGUGAUGACAAAGAGAGGAAAAAGAAGAAAUCUCGGACCAAGAAAACCGGGGACAUGGAUGACUUGGAGGAUUUCUUGGCUGGAGGGGAGGGGUCAGCAAAUAGAGAGGGCGGAGACUAUGAAGAACUCUAGAACCCAAGUCAUCCUUUUUUGGAACUUGACUCUGAAGAGCUGCAGAACCCAAGUUGUCGUUUGAAACUUGUAUGGUUCCUAGAACCAGAUUCAUUUGUGCACAAGCAGCAUCCGCAAGCCAUACCCAUGGUUCAUGGUCACCCAUUCCCAGGCAAAAACCUAGACUCUGCGGUGGCUGUAUGAUGCAUUAAUAUUAUUUCCCAUGAGCACUACUGAUGCUGUAACACAUGAUCUUUGGAUGAGAUGAGAUGAGAAACUAGGUUGAAGAUAAAAUCGUGUUACCUUCAACCAAGAGGAGAAAAGGGAAGGAAAUGACUGACACCCACUGUGAUGCAAGCUAUAUGUUCACUACUGGGUAUGGAAGUUAGUAGAGCCACUAAGGAAAUAUUUUUAUUUUG